Diospyros lotus (date-plum) is the source of this 1712-nucleotide messenger RNA. RefSeq names its product F-box protein SKP2B. The record is from RefSeq and is a predicted model, not a curated record. Gene Ontology annotation, molecular function: protein binding. NCBI's taxonomy places the organism in Eukaryota, Viridiplantae, Streptophyta, Magnoliopsida, Ericales, Ebenaceae. Gene Ontology annotation, biological process: SCF-dependent proteasomal ubiquitin-dependent protein catabolic process. The coding region runs from base 269 to 1366 and encodes 365 amino acids. Gene Ontology annotation, cellular component: SCF ubiquitin ligase complex. The transcript is spliced from 5 exons.
AAUAGAUAACGUGGCAAACAGAAACCGCAGCUCCCACGCCGUUCUGCCGUACAAGCAAUGCUAAUCUUCUCCGUUGCGUCAACCCCUUUUGUCUCUUCUCUUUCUUCGCCGCUCGUGACAUCAAAAAGCAGAUUCCCCCCACCCCCCCGGGUUCAGAAUCUCUCCCUCUCUCUCUAGUCUACCGAUUCCAUUCCAUCUCUCUGUUACGAAUCACGUCCCACUGAUUGAUUCAAAGGGACGAGGUAGAGAGCCUCCAGGAGGGAUUAACAUGGUUGGCCGAGAGGAGUUGAGGAUGACUCACGACCUGGAACUGUGCUUUGAGAAACUGAUGGCGGGCGGCUACCGCGGCGGCGGAGUGAUCACCGAGUGGAAGAACGCUCCGGCGGAGCUCUUGUUGCGGAUUCUUUCACUUGUAGAUGACCGCACGGUGAUCGUUGCUUCGGGGGUGUGCCGUGGGUGGAGAGAUGCCAUUUGUUGGGGGCUCACCCAGCUCUCUCUCUGUUGGUGCAAGAAGAACAUGAACAACUUGGUUCUAUCUCUUGCUCCUAAAUUCACAAAACUGCAGAUGCUAAUUCUGCGUCAGGAUACACCACAGCUCCAAGACAAGGCCGUUGAGGCAAUUGCAAAUUGCUGCCAUGAUCUGCACGAGUUAGACCUUAGCAAAAGCUUCAAGCUUAGUGAUUGCUCCCUCUAUGCAUUGGCUCACGGUUGUCCGAAUCUUACAAAACUCAACAUAAGUGGGUGUUCUGCUUUCAGUGAUGUAGCUCUUGCCUAUUUAGUCAAUUUUUGCAGAAAGUUAAAAUAUCUAAAUCUUUGUGGAUGCGGGAAAGCUGCAUCUGACAAGGCUUUGAAGGCUAUUGGAUAUAACUGCCGUCAAUUGCAGUCUUUGAAUCUGGGAUGGUGUGAGAAUGUGGGUGAUCCAGGGGUACUGAGUUUAGCAUAUGGAUGCCCUGAUCUAAGAGCUCUUGAUUUGUGUGGUUGUAUUCUUAUAACAGAUGACAGUGUUAUAGCUUUGGCAAACAACUGCCUUCAUCUCAGAUCCCUUGAUCUCUACUACUGCCGAAAUAUCACAGACAAAGCUAUGUAUUCUCUGGCACAAAGUCGAGUGAGGAACAAGCAUGAAAUGUGGGAAUCUGCGAAGAACAGGUACGAGGAGGAAGGCCUAAUGAAUCUCAACAUCAGCCAGUGCACGGCCCUUACUCCUCCAGCUGUUCAGGCAUUAUGCGACUCAUUUCCUGCACUUCACACUUGCUCAGGAAGACAUUCCCUCAUAAUAAGUGGAUGUUUGAGCUUGACAUCAGUGCAUUGUGCCUGUGCUGUCCAAGCACACCGCGCACCCGGUGUAUUUCCUCGUCCUGCUCACUGAGUAGAGUAUCUACAACUAAAGUUUAUUGCUCAAGUAAAAGGUCAAACACUACCCCCCUACCCUGUAUACAGGUAAUGUUGAUAGUGUUGUUUUUGACUCAGAAUGCUAUCAAGUUUGUUGUCUUCCCAGGCCUUGGCUUUUUAGGCUGUUUUCAGACAUUGGUUUAUACAUUAAAAGGAAAAUAGUACUGCUCAUGAUAUAUAGCUCAAUGUUACACCUUUUGGCAUGUGAAGCACUUUAUGUUGUGUUACUUCUUACAGUUUGGGCUAAAGGCAUAGACUUCCCACCACGUGUCUUUUGUGUCUGUUUCAAUUUAUCGGAGCACACAUUUAACAAUUGCCAUUUA